AUGGCCAUCGAAGCGUGCCUAAUUACGGACACUCUCAAGGAGUUGGCCGAUGCCAAUUUUGACAUUGCCGUCAGCCGCGCCCCUGCGAGAGCCCAGUCAGUCACUCGCCCCAACUCCCAGUUGCUGAGCACGUAUGUUGGGGUCGGCGUCAACACCUAUCCCGAGUUCGCCAUUGCGUCUUAUGGACACUCUGGCAACCCGCCCGCUAACGAUGGCCUCAACGACAACAAGUACUGGCCCAGUGCCAUUGCUGCUGCCGACCCGGGCUUCGCCCUGUUGACGUACGAUGCCUACUACGACACCCACUCCAUGCCGGAUAAGUACGAUCAGGCAUCCGAUUUUAAGAUUAGAGUGUCAGCAGGUAGCAUAUUAUGA
Colletotrichum truncatum is the source of this 375-nucleotide messenger RNA. The record is from RefSeq and is a predicted model, not a curated record. NCBI's taxonomy places the organism in Eukaryota, Fungi, Ascomycota, Sordariomycetes, Glomerellales, Glomerellaceae.